AAUCGGAGGUCUUUGUGGCGGUCUUGGACACGUCGCGCCGGGCAGAGGUUGUAAGGGUCUUCUCAGGAGUCUUGAGGAGCUUGCGGGUUAAGUUUCUGUGUGAAGACGCUGGUGGCGGGACUUGAUCUGAGCAGUUUUAGGUGUAGGUAUCAUCCCCACAAAGUUUUAGUAACUUGUUCAGAAUUCCAGAGAUGGCAUAGCCUAAUGGUAAUCAGCAAUCUGACUCCAAGAACGAGAAGUCGCUUGUUCUGGCUGUGUCUGUUUCAGCGCAGCACCUCUCCGAAGAGAUGAUUGUUUAAGUGGAAAAAUGGAUCAUUCCCACCACACAGGGAUGAGCUCUAUGGACCUCAACAGUACCACAUCACCCUCUCACCAUCACCCAACCUCUUCAGCCUCUCACUCCCAUGGCGGAGGAAAUGGCAACAUGAUGAUGAUGAUGGUGCCUAUGACCUUCUACUUUGGCUUUGAGAAAGUGGAAAUACUGUUUUCCGGCUUGGUGAUCAAUACAGCUGGAGAAAUGGCCGGAGCUUUUGUGGCAGUGUUUUUACUAGCAAUGUUCUACGAAGGACUCAAGAUAGCCCGAGAGAGGUUGUUGCGCAAGUCACAAGUCAGCAUCCGUUACAAUUCCAUGCCUGUCCCAGGGCCUAAUGGAACCAUCCUUAUGGAGACACACAAAACUGUUGGGCAGCAGAUGCUGAGCUUUCCUCACCUCCUACAAACAGUGUUGCAUAUUAUCCAGGUGGUCAUCAGCUACUUCCUCAUGCUCAUCUUCAUGUCCUACAAUGGGUACCUCUGCAUUGCUGUGGCAGCAGGAGCCGGCAUGGGCUACUUUCUCUUCAGCUGGAAGAAGGCAGUGGUGGUGGACAUCACUGAGCACUGCCAUUAAUGUCAUACUUUAUGGUGUGGCCUUAUCGAUUGCAGUGGGAAGCCGGUUAAGCCUGGAAAACAUGAUUCCUACUCCAGUCAUCCCUUCUUGCUCCUUGUCUACACACACACACACACACACACACACACACACACACACACUUACUCAAUAGAGGUUUAGUGUACAGUCUCUGAGAUAAAGUGGUACCUCCCCAGGCUGUUUUUUGUUUGUUUGUUCUGUUUUUUUCUCAUUAGCUGGGAUUCCCAUUUCUCUUGAGGAGAAGCCACCCAUGAGAUGUCUUCUCUUCCCCCAUCAUCUUAGAGCCAAUUUAUAUGUUCUUGUCUAACCCAGGUAGCUUUAUUUUCAAUGACUUCAUCACCUGAUUCCUUUUUUUAAAUCUUUUGUUUCUUUUAACAGACAGUAUAUGGAUUUAGAGAGUCGUUUCUGGGUCAGUGAUGGAAAGGGGUUAUUAACUUUAUCCAGGAUUGAUGGUAGCUGAGGGAAAUUCUUGCUCAACUAAAUCCAGAACCUAAACUUAAUGUUAGAAAAUAAGCUCCAGUUUUCGGACUGAAAGAGUGGGAAAUACAUGGUGCCUUUCCUUCGGUGUGAUGUGUUGCGCUGAAAUCUUUGGGGUGUGCAGAGGAGUGGUUUGAGACUAAUACAGGCCUGGAACUUGCAGAAGUGUACAUUCUUGGGUGGCUGACUCAUCAGCUUGUCUUCCCACUUAACAUUUUGAUUAGAAGGAACUUGCCAAUCAAAAGGGAAGAAAAGACAAUCAAUUUGAGAAAAUAGAAAUAGAUAUUUUAAAAUACAACCAUUGGCAUAUUAGUUUGACUUGGUACCUUGGUUUGUCACAGCUGAAUGAAGCAAAAGAGUUUGAAUCAUUUUUUCUCAUUGAUUGUUUUCAUGUCUGCCUCUAAACUAGCGGUUUUCAAACUGGCAUGCAUUAGAAUCAUCUGGAGGGGUUGUUAAGACACUGAUUACUGAGCCUCAACCCCAGAACCCAAAAAUUAGAUUUCUUACAAGUUCCCAGGUGGUCUGCUGCUGGUCAAGGGGCCACACUUUGAGAAUCUCUGUUUUACACUACAAGAGUAUACCUGGUAGGGUGAGCUCCCUGCUAUUGGGUCCAGAAGUUGGAAUUUUCUGAUUGGUAGGUGGUAUCUCUGGGUUUAACUCAAAUACUAUAUCCUUCUGGUAAAUUAUUUAAUCAUUCCACAAACAUUUAUUCAGCUCCAACUGUGUGUAUGUGUGCCUGAGCACGUGUUCCAAGGGCUGUAUAGAUAAAAUAGCUUUUUAGCAGCACGCGUGAAAUCACGGGUCCUUAUUUACAGAUCUGUGGUUUCCUGGAAGUAGAGAGAGACCUGUGACCUGCAGUGUAAAUCAGCUGGUCAUUGGCCAAAGGGCAAAAGCUCAGCCUUUCUCCUUGGAGAGGCUGAGGGUGUGGUCUGCUGACGACCACACUUUCCUCAUCCCCCAACAUCCAUGGCCACACUGGGCAGAUCCUCAUCCUCCACAUGACCAUCUUUGUUGCUCUUGGGGGCUUAAUUAGAUCACAGUGACCAAAACCUCCCUUCUUAAUAAAGAAUCACAUUAGAUUUUUAUUCUGUUUGGUUGUAAGUGUACACUGCAGUCUUGUUCCCAGUCUAAACUACCUCUGUAUAGUGAUUCUUCCUGUGCUGGUCUGUUAAAUCCUGCCCUCCUUGGUGCUAGACUCCAAUUGUGCCUCAGGGCAGAGAAAACAACACAGCAAUCCUGUUGGCUUCUGUUGUCGUUUUGAAGUUUGUACUUUCUCUGUGGGUGCCAGUUAAAUAUUGGAGAGUGACAAAUGUGUACUUCUAUGGCUUUGAACCAAGAAAGCAUUAUGAGCCUACUGGAUAGAGGUUCAAAUUCAGGAACCAACAUUUAGAGAUUUGCUUUUCUCUCAUUCCACCCCUUGCAGUGCUAGUACUUAGCUAAGCAUGAGCAGAAUGAAUAACAGGCACAGAAAGUCCAAUAUGAAGGUUUAAAGAGGCUAUUACUGUCUCAGAAGCCAAGGAAUAAUAAAACCAGGGGAAGUGAAAUAAGAGUCAAUGUCUAAUAGUGACCCUGGUACUCUCCAGAAAACCUGGCCUGAACUGCUGUAAGAUACCCUUCCAGAAACAGGACUUGUUAGCAAGGUAAAAAAAACUCAAGGCUGGUUAAGACAAAGUGCUAUGAAUUUGAAAGUCACAGAGAAACAUUGGUUUGGGAUAGCUCUUCAGGUCUUCAGGAUAGAGAAAAUCAUGAAAAACUUGAAUUUCAGAGAUUUUUAGACUAAGUUGCCAAAGCAUUAAGCCAGUGAAGGAGAAAAAUUUAAAGAUUAAAUUCCAUUCUUUUUGAGCUCUUGUUGUGUGGUAAUAGAAUGAUCUCAUCAACGUUCAUUUCUGAAUCCCUGUUCAUUUGGAAUUUAGUUCCUGGCUUCUUUGUUCCUUUUGGACCCAAAUUUCUCUUUUUGUCCCUCCCUGUUCACAUCUAUUGGGAUACUCCAUCCCUGUUUCUUUGGCCCCUUAUUUUGUUCUCCUUUCCCUUUCUGUCUUUCAGUGGUUUCCUUAUCUCAUCAGUCUAGUUUAUUAAAUCUGCCUAGCCCUCCUGGUACAGUAGGCAUUGCUACACAGUGAAAAUUGAUACCACCCCAAAAGUCCUAAAGCCUGCUUAAGCAUGUUUCAAGGGGCAAUUGCCCCACUGGAAUUCCUAUAAAGCUGGGUAAAGGGCUUGCCUGGUACCAUCCCCACAGUUACAGAAUCUUAGGUGCUGUCUGUAGUCAAUGAUGGAGGAGCACAGCCCACCCCACCCCAUCCCCGAUUGCCCAUAAAAGGGGAUUAGAUGUUAAGGUUUCUGUACUACUUCUAUGGUAGGGUUGUCUGGAAUUCCUUUUUAGGCUGUGGGGUGCUGGUCUUGGGUUCUAGCCACAAGGAGCUCCUUAUGAGGAUCUGGGGGGUAGGGGGUAUACUUUCAUGUCAUUCAAUUUUGAUCCUGCCCUCUCCAGCUGCUGCUUUCAGAAGAUAGAUCUAAAGAUACAAAGUUUGCAUUUGAUACAAUGCCUUAAUCACUGGGUCUACGAUUAAUGUUGACUGUUUUAGAUUGUAAGCUCCUGGAGAGCAGUAUUGCUGUAGUAGGGAUAUUUUAACAGUGUCAUGUGUAAAAAAACAAAAUAAAUAUUUUGAUUUUGUGAUUCUA
Molecule: messenger RNA, 4060 nt
Organism: Choloepus didactylus (southern two-toed sloth)
Lineage: Eukaryota; Metazoa; Chordata; Mammalia; Pilosa; Megalonychidae
Gene: SLC31A1
Product: solute carrier family 31 member 1
Exons: 6
Coding region: 308-886 (192 amino acids)
Biological process (GO): copper ion transmembrane transport
Cellular component (GO): membrane
Molecular function (GO): copper ion transmembrane transporter activity
Source: RefSeq, a predicted model, not a curated record